Messenger RNA from Coregonus clupeaformis (lake whitefish), 2468 nucleotides. Its product is annotated as kinesin-like protein KIF2C. The record is from RefSeq and is a predicted model, not a curated record. Bases 79 to 2145 code for a protein of 688 amino acids. Gene Ontology annotation, biological process: microtubule-based movement. NCBI's taxonomy places the organism in Eukaryota, Metazoa, Chordata, Actinopteri, Salmoniformes, Salmonidae. The transcript has 21 exons. Gene Ontology annotation, molecular function: microtubule motor activity; microtubule binding; ATP binding.
CAGACAACUUUCAAACUUUUGGCGGUUGACUGGGUUUUGAUAACUUUUUAAGAGUGUCAAGUGAGCACACGAAUAAACAUGGAUUCAAUUAUGACGAACCUUCUUGUUGGGCUUUCAGUCAACAUCCAAAGAAGCGAUGGGCGAGUGCAUCCUGCAAACGUCAAAGCUGUUGAUUCCACAAAAUCUACUGUGAAGGUUGAAUGGUUUGAGAAAUCAGUAUGCAGGGGAAAGGAGCUCGAAAUGAAUGAAUUAUGGUCCCUGAAUGAAGAGCUUUUUGAGCACAUGAAAUCCGCUACUACACCUACUCCUGGAGAGAAGAAAUAUGAAAGCCGUCUCCGUUCAUCCAGGAUCCCUGCUCCUUCCAAUCUUCCACUUCCCAGAAAGUCCAUACGGCAGACAUGCUUGUUCCGGCCCCCUCCUCCAAUCUCUGAGCCUGCUAAGACUAAACAAGACUUCCUGUCUUCAGAGUAUCCACCUUCUGUCCUCAAAGCUUCAGGUGUGCCCAACCGAGAGGGGAAGAGGAACGAUCAGAGACAGACUGUUGUCCUGCCGCCAGUCAAUGAGGCCCUGAAGGAGAAUGAAGCCAAGAGUGUCUCCUCAGUCACCUCAAACAGACGGAGAUCUGUGCUACCCCAAGACAUGAGCAAACCAGUGAACAAAAGAUUGUCCCAUGCAGUCAAGAGCUAUGACAUGGUUCCCAAGAAGGGAAAGUUUGGAGACACAAACCGACCGAACAAGCAGUUUUACCAGAUGAUUGAAGACUUCAGAGAGACCUUGGAAGUACUUCCUUUAUCUCCAUCUGAUACGGUUGAAGCUCAUAGAAUUUGUGUGUGUGUUCGCAAGCGUCCUCUCAACAAUAAAGAGGUGACCAAGAAAGAAAUUGAUGUGGUGACUAUCCCUGGUAAUGGAACGCUGCUCGUUCAUGAACCCAAGCAGAAAGUGGACCUGACCAAAUACUUGGACAACCAGGUCUUCCAUUUUGACUACUCCUUUGACGAGUCAUCCACCAAUGACUUAGUGUACAGGUUUACCGCCAAGCCUCUUGUCCAGACCAUCUUUGACGGAGGGAUGGCAACUUGUUUUGCUUACGGACAAACUGGAAGUGGUAAAACUCAUACAAUGGGAGGAGAUUUUUCAGGGAAGAGCCAGAAUAGCUCCAAAGGGAUCUAUGCCUUGGCGGCUCAGGAUGUGUUCACCCUUCUGAAGCAGAGGAGAUAUUCCAGUCAGGACCUGUGCCCCUAUGUGACCUUCUUUGAGAUCUACAACGGCAAGGUGUUUGAUCUGCUGAACAAGAAGGCCAAGCUGAGAGUGCUAGAGGAUGAGAAACAACAGGUCCAGGUGGUCGGCCUGCAGGAGAUGUACGUGUCGUGUGCUGAAGACGUCAUCAAGAUGAUUGAGAUGGGCAGUGCAUGCAGGACGUCUGGCCAGACGUCCGCCAACGCCAACUCGUCUCGCUCCCACGCCAUCCUGCAGGUGAUCCUGCGGAGGAGGAACAAGCUGCACGGAAAGUUCUCCCUGGUGGACCUGGCGGGGAACGAAAGGGGCACAGACGUCAGCAGCAACGACAGACAAACCCUCGUAGAGACGGCCGAGAUCAACCGCAGCCUGCUGGCUCUCAAGGAAUGUAUUCGCUCAUUGGGGAUGGACAGCCACCACAUACCCUUCAGGAUGAGCAAGCUGACACAGGUGCUCCGAGAUUCCUUCAUCGGAGAGAACUCCAGGACAUGCAUGAUUGCUAUGGUGUCUCCUGGAAUGGCCUCAUGCGAUUACACUCUAAACACACUACGCUAUGCAGACAGAGCGAAGGGACUGAACGGGACAUCCAGGGUGAAUGAUGCUGAUCUUCCCAAGAAGAUUGAGAUGGAAGUGGAGAACAGCUCCUCAGAGGAGGACUCCAUUGUGCCCAUGACCGACAUGUAUGAGGCCAUUUCCCAGGUGUCUGAGCUGGAGGAGAGAGUGCAUGAGGAGUUGACGAGGGCCAGUGAUUUUCUCAAGCCAAUGGAGAUGCCAUCAUAUGACAUUGAGGCUGGGGUGACAGAUAUUGUGGACUACGCAAGAAAAUUACUGGACACAGUCCUGGCAUUGCAAUCUGCCAUCGAUGGCGAGCGACUGGCAAGGCUGUCGCCCAAAUCAGGUUAUUGCUGAGAGGGACAGCCACUCAACUUGUUCACUUGGAAAUAUGGUGCUAUUAAAAGUACCAUUGAGUUGUGAAUGUUUUAUCAUGCAUUAACUAUUGUGCAAGGGUUCAAUUGGGCAUAAAUUCAAUUCCGCUAACUUUAAUGAAUGGCAAAAUAAAUAAAACAUUACCUCUAACAUGUAAAGCCUCUCACUACAUACCAUAGAUGUCCAUGAAAGAAUGUUAACAAUUCAUGUUUUCAAUGUAUUUGUAUACAAAAUGAAAAUUUGUCCAGCUUUGAAAUUAUUUGAGUAUAAGGUUUUUUAUUAAACGUAUUCCUAUUGAUAUGUCA